This is a messenger RNA of Sabethes cyaneus, 957 nucleotides long. Its product is annotated as post-GPI attachment to proteins factor 2-like. The transcript is spliced from 7 exons. The coding region runs from base 1 to 957 and encodes 318 amino acids. Gene Ontology annotation, biological process: GPI anchor biosynthetic process. NCBI's taxonomy places the organism in Eukaryota, Metazoa, Arthropoda, Insecta, Diptera, Culicidae. Gene Ontology annotation, cellular component: endoplasmic reticulum membrane; Golgi membrane. The record is from RefSeq and is a predicted model, not a curated record.
AUGAAGUCAAACGCGACUAAAUUUCCAUCCCUAAGCGGCGCCGAGUGGGUGAAAAACAACAACAGUAUGCAGUCCCGAAGCGCUCUUGAUGGAGAGCCGCAAUUCGUAAAAGUGGCAGCCGAUCGAACGCAACCGGAAGUCGGUGGCGAUGGAGGGAAAAGCCCAUCGGAGAAGCUCAUCGUGCACCUGAUUGUCAGUUUCCGUGAUAUUUGUGUAUUUACGUUGAUCCUGCCCCUGGGGACACUGUUCGUGUGUUUCGUAUCAGCCUACGUCUUCCAGCCAGAGGAAAUCCACGAAACACACUGUCGGGUGUACAAUAUAAUCCCUUCAAUCAGUGCCAUCACCGGUGUCAGCCCACAACGCUAUCUGUGGCGUGUUUCGAUAGCACUUCACAUCGGGCCGCGGUUUAUCAUUGCCUUCGUCUAUAAAAACUACUAUCGCGUGCUGAUUAACGAGCUGAACGAUCCUUUGAGUAUAAAGAAAGCAAGCCGCUUGUUGAAUGUAGUUUACUGGUUAAAUCUAACGGAAAUCAGUGCCCUGUGCUGCGUCACCUAUAUUUCAAAUAAGGAAAAUUAUCCGCUGCACGAACGGUUCUUCAUCAUCUUCAUGACCUCGUCGCUGUGCUACAUGCUGGCCACGCUGAAGCUGCUGAAAGUGCUCCAACCGAACGGACCGCAAACCGUCCAGGAGGAAUCAUCGCUGCGCUACAAGAAGGCCUUCUUUGCCCUCUCGAUCGCCUCGACCAUCGGGUUGAUUUUGUUUUUCCUAAAGCACCGCUUCCUCUGCCACGAUUUGGCCUUCAGCUGGUUCGCCUUGUGCGAGUACAUCGUGGCAUCGGCCAACAUGGGCUUUCACUGUACCACGAUGUUGGACUUCCCGACGGAGGAUUUCUUGAUUGCCAAAAAUGCGAAUCGCUACCGAAAGCAGCAGGCUUCGAUCAGUUGGAAACUGGACUGA